CGCAUCUUGGGCAGCGUACGUGGAGCCGAACAACCUAGGGUUCCGUUCCACUACUCCGACCCCGUCCCGGGAGCGAAAGUCGGCGGGCGGGCGUUGCAGGAUGCUCCCCUGCGGCGUGGCGACGGCUUUGGCUUUUCUCGCCUCGGCCCUGCUCUCCGUCGGUGCCCAGUACGAGAAGUACAGCUUCCGAAGUUUCCCCGUCGGCGAGUUGAUGCCCCUGGACUCCACGUACGACUACGCGCUACAUCAGUACGCCGCUCGUAAGUGGGCCGACAGCGUCAAGUACCUGGAGCACAGCCUGCGACUCCACCGGCUUCUUCGGGACAGCGAGGCAUUUUGCGGCCGCAACUGUAGCGCCGUCAGCCGGGGAGACGACGACGGGGAAGACGACGUACGCCUCCGGGUCGUGCGCCACAUCCUCCUGAGGGCGGCGUGCCUAAAAAAGUGCAAGGCUGACUUUCCCGUCUUUAAACUCCCUCGCCCGCGCCGGGAACUCCUGGAGAGCUUCGAGAAAAGGACGCCGUAUAAAUACAUUCAGUAUGCGUACUACCAGCUGAACAACUUGGAGAAAGCGGUGUCGGCGGCUCACACAUACCUGAAGAAGAACCCCGAAGACCCCUCGCUGACCAAGAACAUGAACUACUACAAGACACUGGUGGACGUGGAGCCCUACCUCAUCGACCACGAGGAGCAGCCAUAUGAGAGUGUGUUCGUGAAGAGCGCCAAGCUUCACAAUAGCGGCGACUUCAGCGGCAGCGCUCGCCACAUGGAACAAGCGGUGGCCUUCUACUUGGAAGCAUACGCCACCUGUGCGGCCGCCUGCGACGGAGCCUACGAGAUCCUCGAGUUCAAGGACUUCUAUCCGACGCUCGCAGAUCUAUACUUGGAGGCGCUGAAGUGUAAAGUGGACUGCGAGCAGCAGUUGACCCCCAGCGUGGGGGGCUUCAUUGUCGACAAGUUUGUGGCCACCAUGUACCACUACCUCCAGUUCUCAUACUACAAACUAAACGACGUCAAGAGCGCCGCCCCGUGCGCCGCUAGCUACAUGCUUUUUGACCCCGACGACCAGGUGAUGCGCCAAAACGUGGACUACUAUCACUUCUACCGGGAACAGUGGGGCCUGGCUGAUGAAGACUUCCGUCCGCGGCCCGAAGCCUGGAGAUAUUUCAACCAGACCACCAAGCAGAAGGAGAUGCUGCACUUUGCCCUCAACUACCUACAAACAGAAGAUGAGGGCGAAGUAAGCACAGAAGCAGCGGUCAUGUCUCGGCGUCCCGACGCCGAGUUCGAGGGGGUUGGAGACUACGAGGAAUCCCUGGUGUCCGAGUGGUGGCAGGAGCCAAAGACCAAGUGGGACAUGGGCGAGGUGCUUGACUGAAAACCCAAGAAGAACGGAUCCAAGAACUUGUUUGACAUUUGGCUUUCAUCAGCUUUUACUAUUCAAAUGCUCCAUUUUGUGCCACACCUUGACAGGUUUUAAUAGAACAAAUAUAGAUCUUGUUUUUUCUUUUGCUAUUAAAAUGUGAUCGUUUUUGUAUUUCAUUGUACAUCAGCUGUAUCGUUUUAUCACUCUUGCUAAUUUAUUACAUUCAAAAAAUGGUUUCCUGCCUUUCAUUUUCUAUACAUUAGAUUUUUUUUUUCAGUUUAAUAUAAAUGCCAUCUAUAUACAGUGCUGGCCAAAGGUAUUGGCACCCCUGCAGUUCUGUCGGAUAAUGCUCAAUUUUCUCCCAGAUAAUUACUGCAAUUACAAAUGCUUUGGUAGUAAUAUUUACAUUUAUUUUGCUUGCAAUUAAAAAAAACAGAAGACAAUGAAAAAAAAAAAUCAUUAUCAUUCUACACAAAACUCCAAUGAUGGGCAGGACAAAAGUAUUGGCAAAAGUAUUGAUAAAUAUUGUGAUGCUUCUCUAAUUUGUGGAAUUAACAGCGCCUGUUACUUACCUGUGGCACAUUACAGGUGGGCGCAAUCACUAAAUCACACUUGAAGCCAGUUAAAAUGGAUUAAAGUUGACUCAAACUCUCUCCUGUGUCAUUGUGUGUACCACAUUGAGCAUGGAGAAAAUAAAGAAGACCAAAGAACUGUCUGAGGACUUUGGAAGCAAAAUUGUGAGGAAGCAUGGGCAAUCUCAAGGAUCUCAAGCAUCUCCAAAGACCUGAAUGUCCCUAUGUUGACCGUGCGCCGUGUCAUCAAUAAGUAUAUAGUCCAUGGCACUGUGGCUAAUCUCCCUAAAUGUGGACGGAAAAGAAAAAAUGACGAGAGAUUUCAACAAAAGACUGAGCGGAUGGUGGAUAAAGAACCUUGACUAACAUCCAAACAAUUUCAAGCUGUCCCUAAGUCCGAGGGUACAGCAGCAUCAACCCGUACUAUCCGUCAGCGUCUGAAUGAAAAGGGACUCUAUGGUAGGAUAUCCAGGAAGACCCCACUUCUGACUCAGAGACAUAAAAAGCCAGGCUGAAAUUCGCCCAAAACUACCUGAGAAAACCAAGAACGUUUUGGAGGAAUGUUCUCUGGUCAGAUCAGACAAAAGUAGAACUUUUUGGGAGAAGGCAUCAACAUAGGGUUUAGAGGAAAAAAAAGAUGCCUUCAAAGAAAAGAACACGGUCCCCACAGUCAAACAUGGCGGAGGUUCCCUGAUGUUUUGUGGUUGCUUUGCUGCCUCUGGCACUGGACUGCUCGACCGUGUGCAUGGCAUUAUGAAGUCUGAAGACUACCAACAAAUUUUGCAGCAUAAUGUAGGGCCCAGUGUGAGAAAGCUGGGUCUCCAGAGUUCAUGGGUCUUCCAGCAGGACAACGACCCAAAAACACAUUUCAAAAAGCACUAGAAAAUGGUUAGAGAGAAAGCACUGGAGACUUCUAAAGAGGCCAGAAAUGAGUCCAGACCUGAAUCCCUGAACACCUGUAGAGAGAUGUGAAAAUGGCAGUUUGGAGAAGGCACCCUUCAAAUCUCAGAGACGUGGAGCAGUUGGCCAAAGAAGAAUGAUCUAAAAUUCUAACAGAGCAUUGUAAGAAACUUGUUGAUGGAUACCGGAAGCGGUUGUUCGCAGUUAUUCUGUCUAAAGGUUAUGUUGCCAAGUAUUAGGCUGAGGGUGCCAAUAUUUUUGUCUGGCCCGUUUUGGGAGUUUUGCGUAAAAUUGAUAUUGAUUUAAUUUUGUUCUUCAUUCUCUUUUGUGUUUUUUCGUUGCAAGCAAAAUAAAUGAAGUUAUUACCACCGAAGCAUUGGUAAUUGCAAUCAAUUUCUGGGAGAAAUUGAGCAUUAUCUGACGGAAUUGCAGGGGUGCCAAUACAUUUGGCCAGCACUGUAUGCAGAGUAAUUAAAAAAAAAAAAAAAAAAAAAAGGGAACUUUUAACACUCUAAUAACACCAGGAGUGAUGGGAAAAAUAUUUUAUCAUUAUUCAUUGAAACCUUAAAACAUGCCAUUUCAGAAAAGAUGGAAUUUUCAUUUUUUAAAAAUGACGUCCUCCUGCAUGAAUGCAUUCUUGAAACCUGCUGUUGAAAAAAACGGGAAUUUUUGCAAAUUGGCAGACAAGUGGCAGGACUGCGAGACUGUGAUUUUGGCUUGAGCAAGUAAGCAAUGUACCAUUUUAGUAACCAUGGUGAAUUCAGGAGGAAAUUGACAGUAACCCAGCUCAGAUGAGGAAUUAAAGAGGAAUCUGAAUUCACAACUGCAAAUUUCAUGAAUGCGUUCGUACAGGAGGACACCACUUAAAGACCAUCAUUUUUUUUUUUUUUUAGAUUCCAUCAUUGUUUCUUAAAUGCCAUGUAUCGUUUUAAUUACUAUACAUAAAAUAUCGUAAUUUUCACACUGCAAGGCGCACCUGGCUAUAAGCCGCACCCUUCAGAUUUGGCAAGAAAACAGCAUUUGUUCAUAGAUAAGUCGCAGCUGUCCUCACAGUAUUAUGGGAUAUUUACACCAAAAGAUUUUAACCGGUAACAAUUUAUUUGACAGCGGUAUCAUACGACUGUCAUAAAACCAAAUGAACCACCAUUGCUUCAUUUGGCCAUCACUGCUCCCUUGGGGGAGACAUCAACCUCUGCUGCAACCUGCUGUCAACACUGUUGUUGUCCAACUUGCCUCCUAGCAUGCAUUACAGUGCUACAGAUUUAAAAACAAUCAAAAUUAAUGUUCUGUCCUAAUUAUUUCUUCGGUUACUAUUCAAGUUGUUUCAUUAAUUGCUAACUAUGGUAUUUGGUAACACGUUAUUUGACAGUGGUGCCAUAGGACUGUCAUUAGACUAUAAUAAUUAUGACAUGACACUCUUAUGAGUGUUAAUUAAUGCUGAUAAAAAAUGAUAUUUAGAGUUAUUUGGCAAAUUAUCACAUUUUUGAAUGGAUGUAAAAGAUCCAAGCUGGAAUUAAGUGGAGUUGGUGACAUAAUUUGCCGGAUGACACUUAAUAACAUCUGUCAUAAGCAUUCAGUAAUGCUAAUGAUAGUGUCAUUAUGAUGGUCUUAUGACAGUCUUAUAACGCCGCUUUCAAGCGAGGGUGUUACCUUUAACCCAAAUAAAUCAACAAAUAAGCCGUACUGGACUGUAAGCCGUAGGAUUCUAAAUGAAGGAAAAAAGUAGCAUUUUAUAAGCCGAAAAUUACGGUACUUUUUCUUCAAUCACUCUUGAUUUUAUUGGAUUGUUAAAAAGCUUUUUUUGGGGUACAAAUAUAGUA
Messenger RNA from Corythoichthys intestinalis (scribbled pipefish), 4658 nucleotides. RefSeq names its product prolyl 3-hydroxylase family member 4 (inactive) (gene p3h4). The transcript has 7 exons. The coding region runs from base 101 to 1378 and encodes 425 amino acids. Gene Ontology annotation, molecular function: protein binding; collagen binding. Gene Ontology annotation, biological process: peptidyl-lysine hydroxylation; collagen fibril organization. NCBI's taxonomy places the organism in Eukaryota, Metazoa, Chordata, Actinopteri, Syngnathiformes, Syngnathidae. The record is from RefSeq and is a predicted model, not a curated record. Gene Ontology annotation, cellular component: endoplasmic reticulum.